Molecule: messenger RNA, 2224 nt
Organism: Darwinula stevensoni
Lineage: Eukaryota; Metazoa; Arthropoda; Ostracoda; Podocopida; Darwinulidae
Source: the annotation of a GenBank genome assembly
CAUGAAAAUCAACCAUCGUCAGAAAACGAAAAUUGUUGCUACGGUAGGUCCUGCCAGCAGUUCUUACGAAAAUCUUUUGGCAUUAGCUCGGGCGGGCGUAAACGUGUUUCGCCUCAAUUUUUCGCAUGGCUCGCACCACGACCACCAGCAAGUUAUUGAUCAUAUUUCUUACAUCAACGAAAAAUAUCACUUGUAUCUGAGCAUUUUGGCAGAUUUGCAGGGACCAAAACUUCGGGUUGGCAAAAUAGAAAACAAUGAGAUGCCACUUGCACAAGGCGAUAUUCUGACCUUUGUGAAUGAGAAAUGUAUUGGGAAUAAAGAAAGAAUUUAUAUGAGCUAUAACCAAUUUUCAACUGAUGUAAAGCCUGGAGAAAAGGUGCUCGUCGAUGAUGGAAAGGUUGUACUCGAAGUAGUCGAAACGAAUAAAAAGGAUACAGUAAAACUUAAAGUUUUGCAUGGCUCGGUGCUUUCUUCUAACAAGGGCGUAAAUCUGCCUGAUACGAAUGUGUCGUUGCCAGCCUUGACCGAAAAAGAUUUGGAAGACUUGGAUUUUAUCCUUACGCAGCCUAUUCAUUGGAUUGCACUGUCAUUUGUGCGUUCUUCUAAGGAUUUAAAGGAUUUGCGCGAGCGCAUCGAUGCCAAAGGUCAUCCUGCAAAAAUCAUCGCUAAAAUUGAAAAACCUGAAGCUAUUGAAAAGAUUGAUAAAAUUAUCAAACACGCCAAUGCUAUUAUGGUGGCACGCGGCGAUUUGGGCAUAGAAACGCCUAUGGAACGCCUGCCACUUAUCCAAAAGAUGAUUAUUAAAAAAUGUAUACAACGCGCUCGCCCUGUUAUUGUAGCAACCCAAAUGAUGGAUAGCAUGAUAACCAACCCCAGCCCUACACGCGCUGAGAUUACUGACGUUGCCAACGCCGUAUUAGACGGUGCCGAUGCGGUUAUGUUGAGUGGCGAGACUUCGGUAGGUCUGCAUCCUGUGCGUGUGGUAGAAGCCAUGAGUAGCAUCAUCGAAGAAGCAGAAAAACACUAUGAUGUGCAAAGCAAACGCCCAAUGGCUUCUGACAAAUCUAAAACUUUUCUGUCUGACGUUAUUUGUUUUAGUGCAGCUCGAACCGCCGAAGAAAUCAAUGCUAAAGCCAUUGUUGGUAUGACUAGCUCUGGAUAUACAGCCUUUAAGGUCUCGAGUUAUCGCCCAAAUUGCGAAAUUUUUAUGUUUUCUGACCGACCGCAUAUGCUUUCUACGAUGAACCUCAUCUGGGGUGUACGUUGUUUUUAUUAUGAUAGAUUUACGACUACCGAUGAAACGAUUGAAGAUGUAGUCGAAAUUUUACAAAAAUCUGAUGUAAUUAAAUUAGGAGACAUCAUCACGAUGACCACUAAUCCGCUUGAUAUACUUCGCCAAUAUUGGGGUUAUCCUGCCUUUCGCCCACUUCAAGCAGAGAUAAUUCAGUCUGUUUUGGAUAAUAAUGAUACCCUCGCAUUACUACCCACAGGUGGCGGCAAGUCUUUAUGUUUUCAAGUUCCUGCAUUGUGUCGUGAAGGUAUUUGCAUCGUCGUUUCGCCUCUGAUUGCCUUGAUGAAAGACCAAGUAUAUCAUCUCCGAGCGCGAGGUAUUGCCGCUGAGGCCAUCUAUUCGGGUAUGCACUACAAAGAUAUUGACCGAAUUUUGGAUAAUGCUGUUUAUGGGCAACUCAAGUUUUUAUACCUUUCGCCCGAACGCCUAACAACCGACCUUGCCCGAGAACGUAUCAAACGCAUGAAAGUCAAUCUUUUAGCGGUUGAUGAAGCACAUUGCAUUUCGCAGUGGGGCUAUGAUUUUCGUCCAUCUUACCUCCAAAUUGCCGAAUUGCGCGAAUUUUUGCCCCAAGUGCCUAUUUUAGCGUUGACCGCCACAGCAACCAAAACAGUUGUGAUAGAUAUUCAGGAAAAAUUAUUGUUUAGAAAAAACAAUGUUUUACAAAAAAGUUUUGCUCGCCCCAACUUAACCUAUCUUGUAUUAAACGAAGAAACCAAGGAAACUAAGCUCAUUGAUAUUUUAAAAAAAGUGCCAGGCACAAGUGUUGUUUAUGCCCGAAAUCGUCGAAAAACAAAAGAGUUGGCUUUGAUUUUGCAAAAAGAAGGUAUUUCUGCCGAUUUUUAUCACGCGGGCUUGAGCAACGAAGAACGUUCAGAAAAACAAAAUGGGUGGACUUCGGGCAAAAUCCGCGUUAUCGUUAGCACCAACGCU